ACUCUCUGGAUCAGGCUAAAUUACAUAAUUUUCAAUUUUAAUUUUCAUCCCCAAAAAUAUAUUCCUCAUCGAAUCGUCGAUCCCGAUAAUAUCCCCUUUUUCUCUUAAAAACGACUGUGAAUUACCAGGGUUUUCUGUAUCUCACUAGUUUUCAGUACACAUACAUAUAUACAUACACACACAUACAUGUAAUCUUGUUGUUCUAGGGUUUGUCAUCCUCGUGUAACAGUUGAUAUGGAUGGAUUUGAUGAUGAUUCUAAUUCUCAGCCGAUUGAAUCGAAUUCUACUGUGUUUGAUGCGUCCCAGUAUGCAUUCUUUGGGAAAGAUGUUGUUGAGGAAGUGGAGUUAGGAGGACUAGAAGAUGAUGAUGAAAAUGAGUUUGUUCCGGGACUCGAAUUUGGUAGUGAAGCUCAUCAGUUGAUAGAAGAGGGUAGCACAUUAGGGUCUUUGCCCGAGGUUGAUGAUCUUGCCGCUACAUUUUCAGAGUUAAACAAGACGGUCAAUGCUCCAAGAAGUGCAGGUGGUCUUGGAAACUGGGGAUCCAGAGGAAGUUCAUCUGCUGAGUGGGUACAAGAAGCAGAGCCACCUAACUGGUAUAAUCAGCAUGAGGUUGACACAGAAAGUGCUCAAGAAAGCAAAAGAUGGCCAUCACAGCUGCAGUCUUCCUAUGCUCCACCUGAGGAGCCAUAUUUGUUGCACAGAACAGCAUCAUAUCCUGAACAGCAGCAUCAGCAGCAGCAUAUUAUUCAGCAGCAUCACUUUUCCAGUGAACCUAUUCUUGUUCCAAAAUCAUCUUUUACUUCUUAUCCUCCUCCUGGAGGCAGAUCUCUGCAGCCUGCACCCAACCAGCAGCCACACUAUUCUAAUAUUUCUCAUCUUCCAGGCGGGAAUCAAUAUCCAGUUAAUGCACCCAGUCAUCCUCCCUUUUCUAAUUCCCAGAUGCAAUAUACUGGAUCACCUCAUGGGUCUCCUUUGGGUGGAGGUUUGUCUCAGUUUGCGCCACCUGGUCUUCCUGUAAACAGUCGACCACCAAAUCAAUGGAUAAACCGUACGGGUAUAUAUUCAGGAGAUAAUAUCAGCCUCUCCAACAAUCUCUUGCAUCAACAGUUACCUAAUCAGAAUGGCUUAAUGCCUCCACAGUUGCUGCAGCAGACGCAACAUCAAAGAAUGCACCAUCAGUUUCAGCCCACAUUUGGCCAUGUAUCAGGACUGCAGCCACAGCUUAUUAAUCGGCAUCUUUCUCCUGCUCAACCUUUGAUGAACAACUUUAAAAUGCUUGGAUCGGCUGAUAUGAGAGAUCAAAGACCUAGGUUGUUUCCAAAAGGUAGGCAAGGCAUCCCGUAUUUAAACCAGGGUUUUGAUGCAAGCAGCCAAUGGAAUGAUGGUGGAUGGCCACAGUACAGAGCCAAGUAUAUGACAUCUGAUGAAAUUGAGAACAUCAUGAGAUUGCAGCUUGCUGCUACACAUAGUAAUGACCCGUAUGUUGAUGACUAUUACCAUCAAGCUUGUCUAGCUAAGAAAACUGGUGGUGUAAAGUCAAGACACCAUUUCUGCCCAAGCAACCUUAAGGAUUUUGCUUCCCGUGCUCGAGCUAAUUCCGAGCCACACGCCUUUCUCAAGGUUGACGCUCUUGGGCGAGUUUCCUUCUCUUCAAUUCGCAGACCCCGUCCACUUCUUGAAGUUGACCCAUCAAAUUCAUCAGGCGGCGAGGAAAAUGAACAAAAAGGAUUGGUGAAGCCGUUGGAACAGGAACCGAUGCUUGCGGCCAGAGUAACUAUUGAAGAUGGCCUUUCUCUUCUUCUUGACGUUGAUGAUAUUGACAGGUUCCUGAAGUUUAAUGAACUUCAAGAUGUGUUGCAGCUAAGGAGCCGUCGAGAGGUUUUGCUUGAGGCUCUGGCAUCUUCACUUCAACUUGUUGACCCUCUUGGCAAACAUGGGCACACUGUUAAUAUGGCUCCUGAAGAUGACCUUGUUUUUCUUGGCAUAGUCUCUCUUCCCAAAGGUCGAAAGCUCUUAUCGAGGUACCUUCAGCUUCUCUUUUCUAGUGCUGACCUCAUGCGAGUGGUCUGUAUGGCUAUAUUCCGCCAUUUAAGGUUCUUGUUUGGGGCCCUUCCAUCUGACCCCUCAACUGCUGAAACGACUAUCAAGCUUGUAAAGACUGUUUCAUCUAGUGUUCGUGGAAUGGACCUUAGAGCACUCGGGGCCUGUCUUGCUUCUGUUGUCUGCUCUGCUGAGCAUCCACCUCUCAGACCCCUUGGGAGCUCUGCUGGAGAUGGUGCUUCUGUUAUUCUAAUAUCUGCACUUGAAAGGGCUACUGAAAUCCUAAGAGAUCCCCAUACUGCUGUAAACUGCAGCAUGCCUAAUCGAGUAUUUUGGCAGGCUUCUUUUGAUGUGUUUUUCAACCUUCUCACAAAGUACUGCAUCAGCAAGUAUGACACUACUGUGCAGUCUCUGCUUGCACAGGGCCUAACAGACAUGUCUGCUAUAGGUUCAGACGCAACAAAAGCUAUUAGUAGGGAAAUGCCAGUAGAAUUAUUACGAGCAAGUCUUCCUCAUACAAAUGAACAGCAAAGGAAGGUCUUAUUGGACUUUGCACAGCGUUCAAUGCCUACACUUUGAUUUCAAAAUCACAUGUAGAAGAAUUCAGGAAGCUGUGUCGUUACUGUUCUACUUUCUAACAGCACAUAACUCUUAGUUGUAUGAAGGGUGUCGUCAUUCACAGUCUUCACUUGGUCCUACUGGUUUGAUGCAUGUCAUGGAGGAAGCAUGCUGGUUUCAGCUUGUAAUGUAAUUUCGUAUUUCUAGAGUAUCAAGUCUGCCUUAGCCUUAGAUCCAUAUUGUUGAAUGUAGAAGGGUUUUAAGCCUAGUAUUGUGUAUCAGUGCUGGUCAUUCUGGUUAUUUAUCUUUCUUUGAGAGCUUAUUUGGAUGCUCCUUUGUGCAAGUCAUGGUAGAAUGUGGACUUAGAGAGGUUAAACUUGUAUAGUUUUCAUUUCGAAAAGGUCUUAUUUUCGUCCGCUGUAGUAUUCAAGAUGGGGUAGGAGGGAAUAGAUUGUUUUAUUUGGGACAAGAAAACUCUUUUUGGUUUUUUGGGUGGUUUAUCUAGCUGCAUUUCGUUCUUCUGCUUCACCAGUGUUCAUGGUGAUUUUGAAUUCCUGUAUGGAUGGUUCUUUUGUACUUUUUGCUAGAUCGCAUGAACUUUUUAUGCAGUUCUUUUUCCUGUUCGCAAAUUGUCUUUCUAAUGAAAAGAAUUGGUUUAUUUUUA
This is a messenger RNA of Daucus carota subsp. sativus, 3262 nucleotides long. RefSeq names its product protein PAT1 homolog. Gene Ontology annotation, biological process: P-body assembly; deadenylation-dependent decapping of nuclear-transcribed mRNA. The coding region runs from base 235 to 2619 and encodes 794 amino acids. The record is from RefSeq and is a predicted model, not a curated record. Gene Ontology annotation, molecular function: RNA binding. Gene Ontology annotation, cellular component: P-body. Lineage: Eukaryota; Viridiplantae; Streptophyta; Magnoliopsida; Apiales; Apiaceae. The transcript has 5 exons.